Molecule: messenger RNA, 629 nt
Organism: Nicrophorus vespilloides
Lineage: Eukaryota; Metazoa; Arthropoda; Insecta; Coleoptera; Silphidae
Product: U6 snRNA-associated Sm-like protein LSm4
Exons: 5
Coding region: 133-555 (140 amino acids)
Biological process (GO): spliceosomal snRNP assembly; mRNA splicing, via spliceosome; nuclear-transcribed mRNA catabolic process
Cellular component (GO): P-body; spliceosomal tri-snRNP complex; U6 snRNP
Molecular function (GO): U6 snRNA binding
Source: RefSeq, a predicted model, not a curated record
CUAAAACUAUAUAGAUGUCAGACCAAUAGAAAUCUUUCUUAAGAUUGUCUACAGUUGCCUAUAUCUUCAGUAUUUAUAAAAUAUUUCUACCGAUCAUUUCUUUAUAGGUUAUAGUUUUAAACAUUGGUUAAAAUGUUGCCCUUAUCUUUGUUAAGAACAGCGCAGAAUCAUCCUAUGUUGGUUGAAUUAAAAAAUGGAGAGACAUACAAUGGUCAUUUAGUUAGUUGUGAUAAUUGGAUGAAUAUCAACUUGAGAGAAGUUAUCUGUACAUCUAGGGAUGGUGACAAAUUUUGGAGGAUGCCAGAAUGUUAUAUUCGUGGAAGUACCAUUAAGUACCUUAGAAUUCCAGAUGAAGUUAUUGAUAUGGUGAAGGAAGAAACUUCAAUGAAAAAUAGAGGUAGAGAUAACAAAGGUGGAAGAGGAGGAGGACAAAGCCAAAGGAACAGACCUGCAGCAAGAGGUAAUUUUGGUGGCCGUGGUGGAGGUGGACCAGGAAACAAAAGUGGAAAUCAAGGUGGUAGAGGAACACUAUUUAACAAGAACAAAUCAAAGUAGCAAGUUAUAUCAUUUAAUAAUUAUUUUUUAUUUUCAAAAAGAUUUAAAGAAUUGUUUUUCAUUUUAUAAUAUGU